AUGAGAGAAUAAAUGGAAUUAAAACCCUCCUCUGCCGAGCCCCGGCUGCCUCUCGCCGACCAACCGAAACUUGUUUCUUCCCCGUUUCCGGCGGAAAUCUCCACCGACGAUAAUCUACUCGGGCGUUGCUUGUCCGACAGGGUAUUAUAAUUGGAAUCAUGGCAAAGUCAUUAUCAAAUUUGCUCUUCAAGGGCUUGGCUGGUCUACCGGCUGCUCGCUCUAGCAGAAUGGUGCCCGGGUUUUACUACCAGCAUGGAAUGAGAUACUCAACUUCUGUACCUAAUGAUCCUGAUACCCAUGAAGAUUUCAAACCUACCAAUAAACUUGAGAGUUCUGGUAUUUCUUUGAAGGAUGUCGUUGAACAGGAUGUCCAGCAAAAUCCUGUGAUGAUUUACAUGAAAGGGGUGCCGGAUCUCCCUCAAUGUGGAUUUAGCGCUCUUGCAGUUAGAGUGUUAAAUUUAUAUAAUGUUCCUUUGAGUGCUAGAAAUAUCCUGGAAAAUGUCGAGCUUAAAAGUGCUGUGAAAUCCUUUAGCAAUUGGCCAACAUUCCCACAAAUUUUCAUAAAAGGAGAGUUUAUUGGAGGAUCAGAUAUCAUACUCAAUCUGCAUCAGUCUGGAGAAUUGAAGGAAAAGCUCAAAGACAUUGCAGCCAAUCAGAAGACUGAAUAAAAAUUUAUAUCACUCGCCAAGUAUGGAGAAGGAGACAUUUGGUGUUACUCAAACCGAUUUUGUUACAACUUAUAAGAUGAUGAGGCUGGAGAUUAUUUAACUCGUCAGGUCUAUUCCCUACUCUCAUGUACUUCUUUUUCCAUUCUAAACAGAGGGGCUUUGGUCACUCCUUUAAUACAUUUUGUUUCUAAUAAAUAUGACCUGCGAGCAAUGUAGGGCCUUUUCCUUCCAUUAAUAUUCUAAGAUGUACUUGUGGGAAUUUUUUCAUACAAAGGUGGUACUAAAAUGUUAGGGUAAGGAUUAAAAGUUGCAACUUUUUGAUCGAUAA
Momordica charantia (bitter melon) is the source of this 996-nucleotide messenger RNA. RefSeq names its product glutaredoxin 4 (gene GRX4). NCBI's taxonomy places the organism in Eukaryota, Viridiplantae, Streptophyta, Magnoliopsida, Cucurbitales, Cucurbitaceae. The record is from RefSeq and is a predicted model, not a curated record. Gene Ontology annotation, cellular component: mitochondrial matrix.